This is a messenger RNA of Drosophila takahashii, 933 nucleotides long. Lineage: Eukaryota; Metazoa; Arthropoda; Insecta; Diptera; Drosophilidae. The record is from RefSeq and is a predicted model, not a curated record.
AUGGUGCCGCGAUUUAAGUGGAGUGGGCGGCCGGAGGAGAAUGAUAACCACCCGGUGUUCAGAAGGUCCUUUUACUUGCUGGGCACCUUUUGCCUGGGCUACCAGUCUAUUGGUGUAAUGACCCAUUGGCUGCUGUUUGAUAGGAAGGCCCAGGAUACCCAAAGUUUUGUGGCCGGAAUCUCGGAGGCUACUGGAGCACUGAUGCUUGUGGCUGUGGGAUUUUACAACAUAUGUGCCCUUUCGCAUCAUCGCACGGAGAUCGAGUUGCUGCUUACGGACCUAAUGGAACUUUAUCCAAGACCCAAAGAACGACUCUAUCGCCGGGAGCACUUCCACAGUUUGGCCAAUGGCUUGAUGAAAUUCGAGUUUAUAUACUUCUGGAUGUUCGCCCUGUACUACAACGGUGCACCACUGGUGGGUUUACUGUACGAGCAUCUGAUGGACGGAGUGGAGAUGAGCUACAAGACCCAGAUAAACACCUGGUAUCCCUGGAGGGUCCAUGGAUCGGCAAUAGGAUAUGGCCUGGGUCACUUUGCCACCUGCAUCGCCUCGAUUGAGGGCGUGGCCUUCUCUUUGGGCACUCACAAUAUUAUCAGCAUAUUCACCUAUCAGUUGAAUUUGCACUUUGAUGCCAUAGCCAAUCAAUUAGCGGAACUCGACUCCCGUCAUCCCGAUGCCAAUCGGGAGUUGAGAAGGCUAAUCGCUUAUCACAGUCACGUUCUUCGGAUUGCCGAUCAGUUUAACGAAAUAAUGAACUUUUCCUUCCUUGGCGGCCUGCUAUUUUCCACAAUCGCUCUUUGUAUGACCAGUGUGGCAAUUUUACUGCUCGAUUUGGUUUCGGCCAUCAAAUGCGUCAAUGGUCUAGUUGCCUUUAUUGUUUACAAUUUCGUCAUCUGCUUCUUGGGCACUGAGUUCACUAUGGGGGUAAGUUAA